Messenger RNA from Clupea harengus (Atlantic herring), 2134 nucleotides. It is a transcript of the gene spata6l, whose product is annotated as spermatogenesis associated 6-like. Gene Ontology annotation, cellular component: sperm head-tail coupling apparatus. NCBI's taxonomy places the organism in Eukaryota, Metazoa, Chordata, Actinopteri, Clupeiformes, Clupeidae. The record is from RefSeq and is a predicted model, not a curated record. Gene Ontology annotation, biological process: spermatogenesis. Gene Ontology annotation, molecular function: myosin light chain binding.
ACAUGCGGACAGUUUUCUCUAUGGAAUAGCGAAGCCAUGGCAACGUGACGCUUACUCAAGUUGUGGUCUCCGACAGAGUGCCUUUGCCUCUGCUGAUUAUAUAAAACUGUAGCUAGGCUUGUAAACUUAGCCAUUACAAUAAAGUAAAUGUAAGCGAUAUUCAGAGGCUGAGUUAAACGAGGAUGACUCAGAAGGCCAUGAAAGUAGUAGUGGAACUUAACCUCAGAGCGGUGAGCUGUCCUGGGGUGCACCUGCAGGCUAAAGAUGAUAUCUACCUGAGCGUGUGCCUUAUGAAUCAGUACAGGCAGUCCGAGUGCCUACCUGCCGUGUUCCCCUUACUGUUUCGGGAGAAGAUAAGGUUUGAAAAAGUGUUCUGGCAUGCCACAGACCCCGGAGCUCUGGCUGAGAUUCUGGAGUGUGAGAUAGCAAAGGUUGAGCUGAUCCAGCUGACGCCCCCAGUGGGUGAGUCUCUGGCCAGUUUCGUGGAGGAUGUCCGCAGCUUCCUGUUCCCCGAGCCCAAACUGGUUCCGCCAGUGGGGGGAGUGGACCGGGCCGUGCUCAUGAGCAGAGGGCCCACCUUCAUGGGGAUUUGUCCCCGGCUGGAGUUUAACACCAGGACGGUCAUCAGCGAAUGCUCUCCCAGCCCAGAAGCUGCCUACGACGCCAUCCCUCUGCGGGUACUGACGCAGAAGCGCAGGAGGAAGCCUGAGCAUCGAGGCAGCUCUUCGCCUGAUAGGCUGAGCUCCAGCGUCCCCUGGAGACGUGGCAGGGAGCGGGCAUCUGCAGGGUCCACGCGGGCUCGCUCUCUGUCCCCCUACAACUCCGCCCUGCUGGACGGGCACAGCAGCAGCAGCACACACAGGCUGGCAGAGCUGCCACUGGGCACUCGGAGCCCCGCAUCCAGCCUCACAGAGUCUGUGCCAGAGAGUUGGUGUCAGCACGGAUCUGAGUCCUGGCGAGGUAGUGGUCAGUCUUCAGCUUCUCUGUUUUCAUCCCGCACCAGCAGAGCCAGAAGCCCCUCGCCAUCUCUGAGGUCACCGCAGAAACCUGGGAGACAGACUUCAGUUAUAAGGAGAAGCCGCUCUAGUGGCUGGGCACUUGAUGAGGACUCCUGCUCCUCGGAUAUGGAGGAUCUCCUUGACUACGGGGCUGAUGAGGACCUUAGCCAAUCAGGGACGGGAAGGGGCGGUUCCCCCAGCCCAGCAGCAGAGAGGCCGCACGUUAACGGGUCUCUGCUCUGCUCUCAGAACGUGUGGGAGGACGUCCAGACUCGCCUGCGCUCUCUCCUCACCUCCCCUAAAGCCAUGGACAGACUGGCUAACGGUGCUACGGACUCUGAGGUGGAUGAAGUGUUAGCCAGGAGGUCAAUCUCCCCCCACAGUGGCCCUGCUUAGAACAGAGAGAUGGGCUCAUCUGAGAGGGUAGAUGUAUGUUGCAGAAGUGUUGUGAUUGGACAUAUCUUCACACCUAAAGGCAUAAGACAAACGUACUCCAGGCCGGUGUGCCCAUCCCCUCUGGACAAGACAGCUAGUCAGCUCUGCUGCACUUGACUCAGGGCCCUCUAGGGGGCAGUGUCAUAUCCCAGCGUGAUGUGUCAGCUUUAGGACAGUGAGGUGCAGUGUGUGCGUGUGUGUGUGCGUGUGUGUGUUUGUGUAUAGGUGGAAUUAAUGCACUAGCCACACAUGCAUUGCACGAAGUACUGUAUUUUUUUAUUUGUGUGUGUGUGUAACAUUGUAUUCAUGAAAAUAAUUAUUGUGUGAAAAAAUUUAAUUGAAAUAAAACACUCAGAGGGACCUAGUGUGUUGUGAGAUGGCAAUGUUCUGAUAGGACCGCUCCUCCCCGCAUUCUUAAAAUGAAUGAAUGUGUUGGAAUAGAAUGUGUGGAAUAUUAGUCCACCAUGUCCGAGUCACUGUAAGAGCCUUCCGAUGACCUCUGACCUCUGCUCUCCUCUCAGUUAACUGAUCAUAUGACUAGAGCUAUAUCCAGCACAUGGAUGGGUGUGGUACCAACAGCAGGUUAUAAAAGCAAGAAUCAUGAUUCCAAAUAGUCCAUUUGGACAGUGGUUUGGUCUACCAGACACACGGCAUGUUUUUAUGCCAUUGGCACCAUUCAGGGACAUCAUAAAAAGCCACAC